Messenger RNA from Drosophila takahashii, 505 nucleotides. RefSeq lists its product as uncharacterized. Gene Ontology annotation, molecular function: odorant binding. NCBI's taxonomy places the organism in Eukaryota, Metazoa, Arthropoda, Insecta, Diptera, Drosophilidae. The record is from RefSeq and is a predicted model, not a curated record.
GAUCAGUAUCAGUUCUCAAAAUGAAGGUCUUGAUUGCUCUGGUUGUUUUGAUGUCCCUUGGCCCUUUGGCCUCUGCUAUUUUCAAACAUUUAGCAAAUGAGUGCGCAAAAAAACAUGGAAUCACUCCAUAUCUCAUUGAGAACUUUCCACAAAGUAAUCAAGUCAAGUGCUAUUAUCAUUGUCAAUUGGAAAAGCUGGAAAUAAUUGCCAAUGGCGUUGUCAACCCUUUCGAUGUGUCCGUACUUAACGUAACUGAGGCGAACUACAACGAGUUUGGUAUAAAGAUAAAGCCAUGCUUGACAAUAUUAAACGCCAAAAAUUGUGAGCUCGGCUAUUUGGUAUUCGAGUGCCUAAAAAGACACUUUGAUGAAUUAAAUCAAUAAAUUAAUAUGGGGUAUUCCUAUUUGAUUGAUGAGUAAAAAAGUAUCGCCAAUUUUUUUGGGUAUAACGAAUAACGUGAUAUUUGGUUACCAAUGGGUCGAUACUUACAAUCUUUUUAACCUCG